Messenger RNA from Impatiens glandulifera, 785 nucleotides. RefSeq lists its product as uncharacterized. The transcript has 8 exons. The record is from RefSeq and is a predicted model, not a curated record. Bases 12 to 656 code for a protein of 214 amino acids. Lineage: Eukaryota; Viridiplantae; Streptophyta; Magnoliopsida; Ericales; Balsaminaceae.
GAUCACGAUCCAUGUCGACGAAGAAAGCCAGCUCAAAGAAACGAUCGUCUGAGACGGCAUCAGAGGCUUUGAAAACUGACAAGCGGAAGAGAGGAAUCUUCGUCGAAGAUGACAUCGAUUUGGAUGUCUCCAAUGAUAUCAAAGGAAUUAUGUCCGCACUGCAGCAAAUCAGAGAUAAAGCACAGAAGGAUGGACAGAAGAAGAAUGAAGAGACUAUUUCAAGUGUGGCUUCAGAGGUGAAAAGUAAACUCGAUGAAUUGAAAACCAAAAUUGAAAAAGAAAGGCAAGGUUUUGUCAAGGCGCUAUUGAAGAGCUCAAAAGAGUGUGAAAACUUGUUGAAAAGUGAGAGCACCAAGUUCCAAAAUGUUUAUGAGAACUUUAACAGGGAAAGAGCCACUCAUUUGCAGACUUUGAAAGAGACCAUUUCAAAAUGUGAACAGGAGAAGGAAAAACUUUUCCAGCGAUAUGAACAACAGAAGAAGAAAGAAAAGAUUCUCAUAUCUGAACAUGAGAAGGCUUGUUUGGAUAAAAUUGCUCAAUUGGAAGAGUCGAUGAAGAAGAAGAAGGAGAAUGGCAAAACUUUCAGCAUUUUAAGGAAGACAUUAGGGUCGUUUCUUGGUAACGCUUCAGACGAGGAUUUUCCCACAGAUGAUUAACAUGCUUCUCAUAAUAAACAGGCAUGUCUAAAUCCUUAUGUUAUGUUUUCAACCUUAUUUGUUUUUCUCUUUUAAGGCCACUUUUGGUAGUUUCCUCUACAAGACUUAUGACACAAAGAACCUUUAAUU